Paramecium octaurelia is the source of this 2548-nucleotide messenger RNA. NCBI's taxonomy places the organism in Eukaryota, Ciliophora, Oligohymenophorea, Peniculida, Parameciidae. The record is from the annotation of a GenBank genome assembly.
AUGAAAUUCAGUUUAACAAAAUCAUAUGAUGAAGUACUUAUUUGUUAGAUAAUUAGAAUGAAAAGGUUCCAUUUAGGAGAUCCAUAGAAAAACUUUAAAUUAAACCAGAAAGUCAUGUCCAAUUUUGCAAUUUUGAUUGGAUUGCCAUAUAAAAAGACUCUGAUUUAACACUCUACAAAGAAGGACUGCAAGAUGUAAUUCUUAAUCACUAACUUAGGCUAAUGAAAUUGACCUCACUUAAUUGUUUGGUAAAAAUCAAAGCGGCAAAGUUUAAAUUUACUUUUUCAAAUUUGCGAAUGAAUAAUUUGAUCAAAAGCAAAUGAUCUUAAUUGGAAACAGUAUUUAUUACUCAUUAAUUCAAGAUUUCAUAAUUGGCUAUGACGUUAUAGAAUAAUAAAAAACUUGUAAAUUUUAGAUGAAUGAUGAUUAUAGACUUAGAAAAAAAUUACAAUUUCAAGAGGUUCAAAUACUUGAACAUGACCUAAAUUUGUAUAUACUGACUGAUCAUUUCGACUUAAUAACAUUGAACCUAUCCAACAAAAAUAAUAGAUUCAAUCAUUAACCUUUACUAAAAAGAGGAAACUUUAUAUCUAAUCUAUUGUUCUAAAAUAACUUCGACUUCUAUAUCAAAGGGGCCAACUUUAAGUUUACAGUUUUUGAAGACACACUCCUUAUCUUAUAAUAAACAUAGCCGAAUCAAAUAAAAUCUUAUUAGUGUAGUCUGAACCCAUAUAAUUUGAUUGUAUAAAUUGAUUUCAAUUCUAAUAGUCUCAAUCCCAAAGAAUUUUUGUUUGUGAUGCAGUCAACUCAAAUAGCUAAGUGAAUAUUAGCAAUUUUCAUCUAUCAAGGACUUCUAGAGGAAUUAAUUUGAUAUUUCUUGCUAUAGUAGAAAACAAAGAUUAAAUUGAUUCAUUCAGCCUACUUAAAUUGAUUACAAAAGAGGUGGAAAUUGUUGAUUAAAGGUCUGAAUUUUCAAAUCUAGAUAAAUUAAUAUAUGAUGAUUUGAAUGAAUUGCAACUGCAUGGUAAUAAAAUUCAGUCUUACUUCUUUUAAAGUGCUUCCGAUGUAGUAGUCCUCUACUCGGUCUUGGAUACUAAUUAUUAUCAUAAAAAUUUAUCUUAAUCCCUUAAAGAACAUUAACUAUUCACUGGAAAUCUAUAAGGUAUAGGAAUCUCUAUAAAUAAUGGAUUAUCUUAUUUGAAAGUGUGUUCCAAUGGGAAAAUAUAUAUCCUUUAAGAAAAUUUUCAUGAGAGCACUGAGCAAUUGUAAAAUUAUAAAAUCUAUCAUUUUUAUUAGAGUUACUCAUUUUUAAGGAAGAUGUAUGCAUGAAAUCAUCUUUAAUUUAUUAAAGGAAGGCUUUAAAGAUUUCGCUGCUCAUUUAAAUACUAAUUCGGCUUUCUUAAAACUAGAAUUUUAGGCAUUUCCAGAAUAAAUAAUUUGUUAAGUAAUAAAUCAAAUUGUUUGGGAUUUCAUGGAAACUCCAAUUUCAAAAUAUUCAGAUGUCCGGACAUAAUUGAAAGAAAACUAAUACAAAUUAGAGUGCUGGAAAUAAUACACAAAAACUAUAGUUAAAAAUUAAUAAAUUAUCUUAAAUUUAAUCAGGUCAAAGAUUUGCUUAAAAAUUGGUGAGUACAUUAGUUGGAAUGAAGAUAGCUUAAAGUAAUUAAUAAGGGAAUGCUUAAAUAAAUGGUUAGUGUUUUCUUAGUAUGAAUAAUAAUUUUAUUCCAAAUUAGAAGAUCUUUAAACAAUAAUUGAAUAAUUAUUGAGGCUCUAAGGUUAAGAACACCAUUUGUUUAAUAUUUUGGAAAUUAUUUACACAAGUAUUAAUGAAGAGAUGGAUAUCAAUAAGAUAUAAUUCCCUAAAUUUUGGACUAAUGAACCAGAAUGGUUAAAUUUAAUCAUUUAGGCCUUAUCUAAAUUGAGUUAAAUAAAAAAUAUUGAAUUCUUUUCAUUAUUUAAAUUUCUCAUUACUGACAUAUCAAUAGUUUUUAAGUUUGAAAGAAAUAUAUCCCCAUUAUAAUUUUAGGUAAUUCAAAAAUUCUCUAAUUAAAUUUCAGAAGAAUAAUUUUAGGAUAUUUUAAUACAAAAUUAAUUAUAUGAUAUUUUGUUUUAAUGCUAUUUGUAAACUAGCUUGAGAUUAGACAAGGUAUUUGAUUUAAUUUCUAAAGAUGAAAAACUAUGUUAAAAUUUUAUUGAUUUAUGUUUUGAGCAUGAGAAAAAUUUAAAUUAUUAGGAUUAAAACGAUUAAAAUAAUAUGUUACAUUAAAAUAAACCAAAAUAAUUUCAUUAGAUUUUAGAUUAAAUUGAAGAAAUGAGUAAAUAUAUUAUUUAAUUAUUAGAAUGUGUUGAUUAAGUAUUGAUGUGUGUAAAAAAAUAUCCAAAACUUUAUAAUAUUCUUUUAAUUCGAUCAAUGAGGCUGGAAGAGAUUAAAGAUUUUGCAAUAUAAUAAUAAGGAAAUGAUUCAAAUGCUAAAUACUACAGAUUCCUAGUUGAUAGAGGACAAUAUAUAGUUGAAAAAUAAAGAUAAUAAAUAGAUAUUGAAUAAUGA